Molecule: messenger RNA, 1659 nt
Organism: Lodderomyces parapsilosis
Lineage: Eukaryota; Fungi; Ascomycota; Pichiomycetes; Serinales; Debaryomycetaceae
Gene: HOM3
Product: aspartate kinase
Exons: 1
Coding region: 1-1659 (552 amino acids)
Biological process (GO): amino acid biosynthetic process
Molecular function (GO): aspartate kinase activity
Source: RefSeq, a predicted model, not a curated record
AUGUCUAGAUCACCGUCAUUAGGCUCAAGAUCCUAUAAUUCUGUGCUUGACUUCAAAUCAAACACGCCCACGCCUACAGGCUUAUCUUCGAAUAAACCACUCCUCCAGAAAGGUUGGGUAGUGCAGAAAUUUGGUGGUACUUCAGUGGGUAAGUUUGCUAGAGAGAUUGUUGAUGACAUUGUCAAGGACUUUGUCAAGCUGAAUCAAGUUGCUGUAGUUUGUUCGGCAAGAUCAUCCAAGACCAAAAGUGAAGGUACCACAUCACGAUUGAUUAGAUCAGCGGAUUUGGCUGCUGACCAUGAGGAUUACGGUGCUCUUUUGGACAUUAUUGAGAAAGAUCACAUCGACAAUUGCGGAAGUUUGAUUCUGCUGGAUGCAAUCAAACUGCAAUUAGUGGAGGACAUCAAAUCGGAAAUCAGACAUGGUCGUGAAUUGCUUCAUGCAUGUCAAAUCAUUGGAGAAAUUAGCCCUAGAUCAUUGGAUUCAGUGAUGUCCAUUGGUGAGAAAUUGUCAUGUAUCUUUAUGACUGCAUUAAUGAAGGACCACGGACUAAAAGCUGUAUAUAUUGACUUGUCGGACUUGAUUCCAUUGAGUUAUGACUUUACAGAUGGGUUCAAUGACGAGUUUUAUAAGUACAUGGCGAGGGAAAUUGGAUCUAGAAUAAAUCAAGCUACUGAGGGAGAAGAUGAUGUCAUUCCUGUCAUUACUGGAUACUUUGGUGUUGUUCCCGGUGGUUUACUUAAUGGAGUUGGAAGAGGAUACACCGACUUGUGUGCAGCUUUAGCAGCCGUUGGUGUUCAAGCAGACGAGUUGCAAAUAUGGAAAGAAGUUGAUGGAAUCUUUACAGCAGAUCCAAGAAAAGUGCCAAAUGCUAGAUUAUUGGAUAGUGUUACUCCAGAAGAGGCAGCAGAGUUGACAUACUAUGGAAGUGAAGUCAUACACCCUUUCACUAUGGAACAAGUUAUUAAAGCCAAAAUUCCCAUUAGAAUCAAAAACGUCAUCAAUCCCCAUGGCAAAGGUACAAUCAUUUAUCCUGAUAAUAUUGCUAGACGUGGUGAGGCCACCCCACCCCAUCCACCUGCUGCUUAUGAGACUUUGCCUGUUAGUUAUAUCACAUCACACAAGAGAAGAUCGGCGACAGCCAUCACCGCAAAACAAGACAUUGUCGUUGUCAAUGUCCAUUCGAAUAAAAAAACAUUGAGUCAUGGGUUUCUUGCUCAUCUUUUCACAACUUUGGACAAGUAUAAGUUAGUGGUUGAUUUGAUUUCCACUUCAGAAGUUCACGUAUCCAUGGCUCUUUCAGUUCAAAUAGAUCAAGAGCAUCAACUCAAACAUGCAUUGUUUGAGUUGAGCAAGAUGGGUACGGUGGAUGUGACAAGAAAAAUGACUAUUGUGUCUCUCGUUGGCAAACAAAUGGUGAAUUUCAUUGGCAUUGCAGGAAACAUGUUUAAAGUGUUGGCUGAUGAAAAGAUAAACAUUGAAAUGAUUAGUCAAGGAGCAAACGAGAUAAAUAUAAGUGCAGUCAUCAAUGAAAAGGAUACGCUAAGAGCAUUGCAAUCUAUACAUGCCAAAUUAUUGGAAGGGAAUUAUGUAUAUGAGGAAUCAGCAAGCGCAUCCGCGGUCGAUAUACGAUUAGAAGCACUCAAGUUUGGAGAAUAA